AUGAACCAAAUCGUCCACAAGAUCAAAAAGUCUCUCGGCCACGACACCCGGCCCGCGAUUCCCCUCGCCGACCCCAAGGUGCAGUCGCCCGCGGCGGCCCGGCCGGACGACAAGCACAGCCCGCGCCUGCAGCCCAGCAGCAGCCCGCCCUGCGAGAACCACAACGUCCGCGAUGCGGCCCACUCGCCGCCGUCGGUGCUGAGCCAGCACCUGGGCCCGCCCAUCAUCGAGCACAACUACCCCAAGGACAGCAAGUGGAGGAGACACUCGAUCAGCGCGCAGGAGCAGCAUUACCUGCGGUGA
Messenger RNA from Ustilaginoidea virens, 303 nucleotides. RefSeq lists its product as uncharacterized. The record is from RefSeq and is a predicted model, not a curated record. Lineage: Eukaryota; Fungi; Ascomycota; Sordariomycetes; Hypocreales; Clavicipitaceae. Bases 1 to 303 code for a protein of 100 amino acids. The transcript is spliced from 2 exons.